Molecule: messenger RNA, 2394 nt
Organism: Arvicanthis niloticus (Nile rat)
Lineage: Eukaryota; Metazoa; Chordata; Mammalia; Rodentia; Muridae
Gene: Dok1
Product: docking protein 1
Biological process (GO): cell surface receptor protein tyrosine kinase signaling pathway; Ras protein signal transduction; positive regulation of MAPK cascade
Cellular component (GO): cytoplasm
Source: RefSeq, a predicted model, not a curated record
UGCAGCCAUGCCACCCCCUCCCACUCCUCCCGGCUCAAUGAAGCUUUCUUUUCCCGCAGGUUGGAGGCCGGGCAGCCGCGUUCAGGAUGCGGGACUUGCAAACGAGGAACAGCAGGGCGGCCCCUGUGGCAGGAGGAAGCUUUCCAGCCCGUAGUCGUUCCUCCACAUCCCCGGCUAGACAGAGUAUCAACAGUCCAGACCAAUUCCAGGGCUGGGCCAUGGGAACAGGUCCUAAAAUGAAAACUAAUGUCCUGAGGGCCCCCUUGGUCAUUAUGGUGCCCCGGAGGUGCCUGCAGGUGAUGUCACGGCCUUCACUCUGAUGUCACGUUAAACAUAUGUCGUCACUCUCAGCUUCCACUCCCGGGCACUAGGGCCCCGGGUUGGUGAUUACCGCUUCCCUGAGUGGUGCCACUGUGUGUGCGGUAAGAUAAAGGCUUUAGUCAGCUCUCCCUGAGCUCGUCCCGACGGCUCAUUUUCCUCUAUCCCCCUCCGCCCCUCACCACCGCCACAGAGGCCCGGGAGGGGCAGGCACGCCUCCCGCACCCUGCAGCCCCGCCCCGCCCCGCCCCGCCCCCAGCCCUUGGGGCCAGGAAGCGCGGAAGGAAUCGCCUGGGCCAUGGACGGGGCUGUGAUGGAGGGUCCGCUUUUUCUGCAGAGUCAGCGCUUCGGGACCAAGAGGUGGAGGAAAACUUGGGCUGUGCUUUACCCAGCCAGUCCUCACGGCGUGGCGCGGCUGGAAUUCUUUGAUCACAAGGGGUCGAGCUCUGGAGGGGGUCGAGGCGGCUCUCGCCGUCUAGACUGCAAGAUGAUACGCCUGGCUGAAUGUGUGAGCGUGGUGCCUGUGACUGUGGAGAGUCCCCCUGAGCCCGGCGCCGCUGCCUUCCGCCUGGACACCUCACAGCGCUCGCACCUGCUGGCGGCGGACGCUGCAUCCAGCACUGCCUGGGUGCAGACUUUAUGCAGAACCGCCUUUCCGAAAGGCGGCUGGGCUUUGGCACAGACGGAGAACCCACCUAAGUUUUCUGCCCUAGAGAUGCUGGAGAAUUCGCUGUACAGCCCCACCUGGGAAGGAUCCCAGUUCUGGGUAACCUCCCAGAAGACCGAGGCUUCUGAACGCUGCGGCUUGCAAGGCUCCUACAUACUGAGAGUGGAAGCUGAGAAGCUAACCCUCCUGACUUUGGGUGCGCAGAGUCAAAUCCUGGAGCCGCUCCUUUUCUGGCCCUACACUCUGUUGCGACGCUAUGGCAGGGACAAGGUAAUGUUCUCCUUUGAAGCUGGUCGCCGCUGCCCCUCUGGCCCUGGGACCUUCACCUUCCAGACUUCUCAGGGAAAUGACAUCUUUCAGGCAGUUGAGGCUGCCAUCCAGCAGCAGAAAGCCCAAGGAAAGGUGGGACAGGGACAAGAUAUCACCAGAACUGACUCUCAUGAUGGGGAGACAGAGGGGAAGAUAGUUCCCCCUCCUGUUCCCCAGGAACCCCUGGGCAGCCCACCAGCCCUAUAUGCCGAGCCUUUAGACUCCUUGCGAAUUCCCCCAGGUCCUUCUCAGGACUCUCUCUAUUCAGACCCCCUAGGCAGCACCCCUGCUGGGGCAGGGGAAGGGGUGCAUUCGAAGAAACCUCUCUAUUGGGAUUUGUAUGGGCAUGUGCAGCAGCAGUUGGUGAAAACCAAGCUGACAGACUCCAAAGAGGACCCAAUCUACGAUGAACCUGAGGGCCUGGGCCCAGCCCCUCCCCGGGGCCUCUAUGAUCUGCCUCAGGAGCCUAAGGAUGCAUGGUGGUGCCAGGCUCGGCUGAAGGAAGAGGGCUAUGAGCUCCCUUACAACCCUGCCACCGACGACUAUGCUGUGCCACCUCCUCGAAGCUCAAAGCCUGCCCCUGCCCCCAAGCCACAGGGCUUGAUCCUUUCUGAAUCUGGUACCACAAGUGGCAGUGGCAGCAAAGGCCACAGCUCAGAUACAGCUCUGUACAGCCAGGUCCAGAAAAGUGGGAGCUCAGGGGGUUGGGACUGUGGACUCUCUAGAGUAGGGAAUGACAGGGUGGGGGUCAAGUCAGAGGGUUCCACCUGAGACAGUUGCUGAUAGGAGGUCCAUGGGGUGGUGGCACUGAAAAUCAAAGAAACCUGAGGGUGGGAGGGGCCACGGGACCAGGGGAGUCAAGGGAUGACCAGUCCAGGGAAGCUGUGGGAGUCGAACAAAUGGCUGAGGAUGGGCCCUGGGGAGCCCCAGCAGCGCUCAGGACUGGCUAGCUGAUGGACGAGGCCUAUGGAAGAAGUCCACUGAUCAGGGUGGGUGCCCUCUGGGGAGGCCAGUAUGGAUCCUUAUUCUUGUAUUGUUCCUUGCAAGAUGUAUAUUUAAUUUAUAAGACAAAUCUCAUUAAAGCCAGCUUGUGUUGAAAA